Messenger RNA from Vombatus ursinus (common wombat), 5522 nucleotides. RefSeq names its product potassium voltage-gated channel subfamily J member 2 (gene KCNJ2). Gene Ontology annotation, cellular component: plasma membrane. The transcript has 2 exons. The record is from RefSeq and is a predicted model, not a curated record. The coding region runs from base 375 to 1658 and encodes 427 amino acids. NCBI's taxonomy places the organism in Eukaryota, Metazoa, Chordata, Mammalia, Diprotodontia, Vombatidae. Gene Ontology annotation, biological process: potassium ion import across plasma membrane; regulation of monoatomic ion transmembrane transport. Gene Ontology annotation, molecular function: inward rectifier potassium channel activity.
CAGUGUAGCAGCAGCCGUCACCUCCGCUAGCAGACUGUGCCUUUGAGAAUUUGGGAUUGCAUUUUGCUCACUCGCUUUUAAAAAAAAACCACUGGAUCUUACAUGCCUCUCCUUUCCCCACUUCCACUCUAUGUCCCCAUGCUCCUGAGCCAGCAACAGAGCAUAUUCUCCAGAUGCCAGAUAAGUUGCUAAGGUAACAUCUGCAUGUCAGUAGACAAUCCUUGGUAGACCCAAGGCACCUGGAGACUCCCAUCUCUACCAAUUUUUUUUCUGUGUGUGUUCUUCCUUAGCAUUCAAAACUGUUUCUCCAAAGGGUUCUGCAGAAACUCAGACUGUUUUCUAAAGCAGAAUCACUUCAGUCCACAGCAGAAGCGAUGGGCAGUGUACGAACCAACCGCUAUAGCAUUGUCUCUUCAGAAGAAGAUGGCAUGAAAUUGGCCACCAUGGCAGUUGCAAAUGGCUUUGGAAAUGGGAAGAGUAAGGUCCAUACUCGACAGCAGUGCCGGAGCCGCUUUGUCAAGAAAGAUGGUCACUGCAAUGUCCAGUUCAUCAAUGUGGGUGAGAAGGGACAGAGGUACCUGGCAGACAUCUUUACCACAUGUGUGGACAUACGUUGGCGGUGGAUGCUGGUCAUCUUCUGUCUGGCUUUUGUUCUCUCGUGGCUGUUCUUUGGCUGUGUGUUUUGGUUGAUAGCACUACUUCAUGGGGACUUGGAUGCACCUGAUAACAACAAAGCAUGUGUAUCUCAGGUCAGCAGUUUUACUGCUGCCUUUCUUUUUUCCAUUGAAACUCAGACAACAAUAGGCUACGGCUUCAGGUGUGUCACUGAUGAAUGCCCCAUUGCGGUUUUCAUGGUAGUGUUCCAGUCCAUCGUGGGUUGCAUCAUUGAUGCAUUUAUCAUUGGUGCAGUCAUGGCUAAGAUGGCAAAGCCAAAAAAGAGGAAUGAGACUCUUGUCUUCAGCCACAAUGCUGUGGUCGCCAUGAGGGAUGGAAAACUGUGCUUAAUGUGGCGAGUAGGGAACCUCCGGAAAAGCCAUUUGGUGGAAGCUCACGUACGAGCACAGCUCCUCAAAUCCAGAAUUACGUCUGAAGGAGAAUACAUCCCACUCGAUCAAAUAGACAUCAAUGUGGGCUUUGACAGUGGAAUCGACCGUAUAUUUCUAGUCUCUCCAAUUACAAUAGUCCAUGAAAUAGAUGAAGACAGUCCUCUAUAUGACUUGAAUAAACAGGACAUGGACAAUGCAGACUUUGAAAUCGUUGUAAUACUAGAAGGGAUGGUAGAAGCCACUGCUAUGACAACGCAAUGUCGUAGCUCUUAUUUGGCAAAUGAAAUACUCUGGGGUCACCGCUAUGAGCCUGUCCUCUUUGAGGAGAAACACUACUACAAAGUGGACUAUUCCAGAUUUCACAAAACAUACGAAGUGCCCAACACACCUCUUUGCAGUGCCAGAGACUUAGCAGAAAAGAAAUAUAUCCUCUCAAAUGCUAAUUCCUUUUGCUAUGAGAAUGAGGUUGCACUCACGAGCAAAGAGGAAGAUGACAGUGAAAAUGGUGUGCCUGAGAGCACUAGCACAGACACACCCCCUGACAUAGACCAUCACAACCAAGCUGGGGUGCCCCUAGAGCCCAGACCACUAAGGCGAGAAUCAGAGAUAUGACUAACUGGCUUCUCUUUCAGGACGUGACUUUAAAACACAGUCUGUUGUUGGUCAAAGGCACAUUAGGCUGAAACUUGGCCCAAACAGUUUGCAGAUGACGGUACUGGUGAAGAGAUAUAUCAAGGCAAGCAGCCGCAGGGGAUGGAGGCUUGUUAUAAGGGUUUCAAAGGGAAGAUUGGAGAGUUGGAGCAUUAAUAUAAAGCACUAACAUGUCUACGCAUGAUCAGAUGGCACAUAUAUGUUGUAGAAUAAAUUAUUAUUUUUGAGAUAAAACUUGAACUUGCAGGCAAGUGUUGGUAGGGUUUGCAACUUUUCCAGAAUACUUCUCUAGGGAACAAGAAUGUUUUUAAUGGCAUAACAAAGGCAAGACUCUGCCUUAAUUUUUUGGAAAAAAAAAGCUGCUGCUAACUACAUGAACAAAAAUUAUAUUUUUGUUGUAGUGUAGUUUUUAUUCUGUGUAAUUUAAAAAUCAGUGUUGGAACUUUGGUGAAAGCUCACGAUACUCUUAAGUGGCAAAUACUUGGCUAGCAGAUGCCAAACCAAGAGCCGGAACUUUUGAGGCCAGUAGUUUUUUUCUCUAGAAUGGAUUUUUCUCUCCCUGGUUACAUAAGGGGCAUUAUGUAACGCAAGCCAAACGGUAGCUUCCAAGGAUCUCUUCUCCAUGAUUUUUAAUGAGUUAUCUCAAAUUGUAAGUUAAACUACCUAAAACAAUACCAAAGAUAAUGCAUAAUUUUGCACAGUUGAGCUUACUUUCAAAAGGAAAACUAAAAGUCAACAACAAUAACAACAAAAAACAGGCUGCUUAGGAAAAACAAAGCAGGAACUUAACAUCUUGAGCCUCAGUGGACUGGAACUGCCCCAUCAUUUUGCACCUUAUUCAGAAGACAGAGCAUGAGACAUAGAGCCUAGGAAAGUGCAACAUUUCCCCCCUUAAUGCAACUCUGUUAUUUUUAGGGGAGAAGGAAAAAGGAAGUGAAAUUUCAAAAGAUACACGGAGGGGAAAAACAUGACACAAACCAACAUCUGUUCUCUGCUUGCUAGGUAACAUCAAGCAAGGCUGCUUCAGAAGGUCAAGUGGGUUGUUUUGUUUUAGGUUGGGGUUAUUUUGCACAUUCCGAAACUGCUUCUAAGAGGUAGUGUCCUGGCCUAGCUGAGUCUGCAUUCUGAAAACUGAGCCAUCCAGCAGGAAAAAGAGGCUGUGACUGAACCCCCUUGACUGUCAUUCCAGUUCCAGUUACGCUCAAGCCAGGCUCAGACAAGGCACUGAGCUGCACCCUGAGGGUCACUCUCUCUUCCUAAGGGCAUCUGGGAAGGGCUGUACAUGUCACACAGAACUGUAAAUGACAGGAAGGUAAAGCAGGGGAGGGAGUGGACGUGCCACUCUGAUGCAGCAACAGGAAGAAGAGGGGAAAGGUUGUUUUAUUUAUUAUUAUUAUUAUUAUUGUUAUUAUUAUUAUUUUUGGCCAAGGGAAGAGUGACAAAAUGUAAUGAUUUUCUAGGGUCAAAAGAAAAAAAAAACAUUUAAACAAUAAGCAAAAUAAGGAGUGAAGGGGAUAAUUCUGUCAAAGAGUUGUUUUCUCCUUCAUUUUUGCAUACUCAGUUGAGUGCACACUCAGUGUUGGUCAUUGUCUCCCAUGGAGCCCUAAAGCAUAUAUACAUAUAUAUUUUUAAAUGAUAUGCUGGUUUCUCUGAAGGCUAUUCUUUUGCCUUACUUGCUUUAAAACCUCCUGCCAUACUAGCUCCAUAAAGAGACUUAGAUGUUGCUUAGAAAUCCCUCAUCUGAGUCCUGUGGUUACUGACUCCCCCUACCCCACCAACCCCAUCUUAAUCUAAGUCUCCAAGUCAGCUCUUAUGGUAUUAGAUCACUGUAUGCCAUUAAAAAACAGCUUGUUCUGAUGUCAUAGUUUUUGUAAAUGGACAUCUGUGAUGAUCUCUGAUUGCUGAACAUCCCUACCUGAAGGAAAUGCCUGCGGCAGCCUGUGGCAUCUGCCACCUCCAUAGUUCUGAAACUGGGGAAAUAGUUGCAUUGGAAGAGCAAAUUUGGAUAAGAAAGAGGAUGGAAGAUACUGCAGAGGGAGGUAUAGGGAGGAGAGGCUUUUAAAAAGGAGACGGAGAUCAGUAGGGCUUAGGAAUUGAGGGCACAAGGAAAGAACAGAAAAAUGAUGGUCCUUGACAAUGAAGGCAAAUGAUUGCUUUAAGUGCUGCUAUAUAUGGGAAUGUCCUUGCAAAGUAUGACAGCAAUCAAACCAAAGAGUAUUCAGUGACAUGUAAAACAAAUGAAGACACCUUUGAGAAGUGGAUGGGCUCAGUGGAGGUUAUUUUCUCCCUUUCCCACCCAAAUACACAGAGCCACCACUUAGGAGAUUUGAGAUGAGUGAACGGGGUAGGGGUGGGAGGAGUAAGGACUGAGGGUGGCAUAUUUAACUAUUUCUAAAAGAAAAACAAAUUAAAAUUUCUGCUGCACAGGUUUGGGGUUUCCUUUUUUCACAAAAAAAUUUUUUUGCAGAAAAUACAUUUUUAAAGUGUACAUUUUAUACAGUUUAUCAGAUAUUUUCAUAUUUAAAGCCAAAUGUAAAUAGAUGUCUAUAAAGAAAAAAAUGCCAUAGGAAGUAUAAAUUUCAGUGCAACAAAUUUUGUUAGCUAGUACCUGUAUGCUGCUGGUUAGCAUGGUUUUAGCAAAUAUUCCAAAACCUUAUAGGGCUCUUAAUGCUAUGGGCUUCUGUUAUUUAUUUAAGCAUGGACUUUUAAUUUGAAAAUAUUUUCUAGUUACAGGCAUUUUAAACAAGCUUUCAGAUGGCUAAUUUGUCAACAAUGGAGACUUAGACAAUGCACUGCUCUCCUUGCUGUAUUUGUUUUCCUUUCCUUUUUUUUUCUUUGCUUUGAACCCUUUGUACUUACUGAUUGGAUGUUAGAUGUUUCCUUACAGAACUUGCAAAUCUGACACUUGGGUGCAGGUGGGAGCCACUGUGAAAGUGACAAAUAUAAAUCUUCGAGCCUUCCCGGUUCCUUAAGUGUGGCUUCUCUAUUUGCAAGCACAACUACCGUUGGCCUUACUUAGAAUUGUUCCUCCUUAUACUGCUUUCACCCCUUUCAAAGAUGGUAUGGUUCAGAGACUUAGAUGGGAAUUUUUUUUCCCCUGGGUUUCUUGUUAUAUAUUUAUAUUUUUGUUAAUGGGGGAAGAGAAGACUCAGACAUAAUGACUAUAUUUUGCUAAGUGAGACAAGAAGUUUUCUAUCCUUCAAAGAGAAUACUUGAAUGAGACAUUUUAACAAUGUCAUAAAAAUAACACUGCAGCCAUUUCCAAAUUCUGGUUAUUUUUUCCUCCUUAUCUCAUCCUUGGUUAUUAUUCACUACCACCACCACCACCACCUCCACCACCUCCACCACCUCCACCUCCUCCUCCUUCUCUUCAUCUGAUUAGAAAGUACUAAUGCUUGUUUUGCUUAAUUUGAUCUAUUCACUUCCUGCAAUUUAUCAGAUUAAUUCCCUUAAUCACCCCCCCUCCCCCUACUAAAGAAAGACAGGAUCUGCUGAGUUUUCUUGGAUUAAGUUCUGGUUUUCAUUAGAAAGGGAAAUUAGAUGGUUGAAAUUAGAACGUAAAAAACAGAAAUUCUAUAUUGUAGAAUCUUUCAGGCCCUCACUGGUUGUUCUCUUAUUAAAGAUAAAGAGUGUUACAUGAUGCCCACCAUUCCUUUACCAACUAGAUCUGUUUUCCUAUAACUGGCUUUCAGCUCUGGCAAGAUGAACAAUCUAGGCAUUUGACAAUCGUUGUACAUUACUAUGUUCCUGUUUGCCAUCUUUUUUUUUUUUUUGUAUCAAAGUCUUCCUAUUGUACUGCACAAAUCAUGGAUUGUACAUAUUUUU